AUGGCUUCCAAAGCCAUUGCAAUUUUAUAUGUUACCCUAGUUUAUCUUUCCUUCACGAUUAUCGCUACGUAUGGAGAUCAAGUAGCAGUGAAGGAAAGUAAAGACGAUUGUCCAAGCAAUUGUAAAUGUGAAAAUGAUCAAGUUCGGUGUAGCCAUUUCAUACUCAAUCAAGACCUUCAAUUACCCGAAAAAACAAAACUCUUAAUCUUUGAGAACGCAGUUUCAUGCGAAGACGAACAUUUACAUAAUCUGCUACCAUUAGCCCUUUCUAAGCAGAUAAAAAUAAGUGGCCAGUGUAGCAAGCCCAAACGUCUCAUUGGCAGCAGCUUAGCAGAAUUAAUCGCGGAAAAGCUUAGCUCCACUAAUCAUCUUCGUGAUAAAAGAUCUAAUUUUGCUACUCCUUCAAUAUACAACUUUACAGUGAGCUUUGUUAUAAUUUUAGAAACACCACAAGCUACAGCAGGUUGUACCUUUGACGAGGGUAUGUGUGGAUGGGUCCAGUUAAGUAAUGUCGACUUUUUCGAUUGGACUCGUCACAGUGGCAGUACUCCUAGCAGCUAUACAGGGCCAAGAUAUGACCAUACGUCAAAUAGUACUGAGGGCUUUUACAUUUACACCGAGACAUCAAGGCCAAGAGUGCUUGGAGAAUAUGCGGAUUUAAUGAGCCCUCCGAUGCUUGCAGCCACUAGCAGUUCCACGGUUGAGGUCAAAUUUUACUAUCAUGCAUAUGGAAGCUCGCUAGGAAAACUACAACUCUAUGCGAUGUACCCAUCCGUUAGCCAGGCUUUUUACUCCAUCACCAAUGUUAGCCUUUAUUCUGUGAAUCAAUGGAGACCAUUUUCUACGACUUUUCAGCCUCUUUACAAUCCAUAUCGUAUUAUAAUUCGUGGAACAGUUGGACAGUCUUACACUGGUGAUAACGCAAUUGACGAUAUUUUUAUCUCAUCUGUCGAGAACAAUUGUUAUGUGCCCUUUUCGGAAGUUUACAGAGGAAUAAAUUCUCAAACUACUUCCGGUAGUUAUUGCCGGAGUUGGGCCUCUUCCACUGCUCAAUAUUACAAUCAUACACCAUCAAAUUAUCCUUACAGUGAUUUAGGGUUCAGUUAUUGCCGAAAUCCUGGAGGGGAGCGAAGCAGACCUUGGUGCUACGUUUCUACAGGUUCAACUUGGGAUUAUUGCAACAUACCACGUUGUAUUGCUCCUACAACCACUCGUGCUCAAUAUCCGUUAGGAAGGCGAUAUCCGGUAGCCUUGAUUAAUUUCGAUCAUGGCCAGCACUACAUCGGUCGUGUUGCUAUUUACCACGAUGGGGAAUGGGGCACUAUUUACGGGAGAAGUCUUUCACAUUCAUUCAUAGGUCUUCUAUGUAAACAGGCCGGUCUAGGAAAUUACGGAUUACGUUAUUACGGAGCUGGAUAUGGUAUCGCUGGCGUUGGAAAAGUCUGGUUGGAUUAUACUCGUAUUGCUUGUCCGGCAUCAAGCAAUUCGAUUAACAACUGUACUUUAGGAUCAUGGGGUAGCACUUACGGACAUAGCUCUGAUCUUUGGCUAACAUGCUCUUGGCAUUCUACAAACACAACUGCAAACCCAGCUGUAUCUACAUGUUGGUCUCUUUUAGUUAUCCUAAUCUUGUAG
Trichoplax adhaerens is the source of this 1635-nucleotide messenger RNA. RefSeq lists its product as uncharacterized. NCBI's taxonomy places the organism in Eukaryota, Metazoa, Placozoa, Uniplacotomia, Trichoplacea, Trichoplacidae. The transcript has 9 exons. Gene Ontology annotation, cellular component: membrane. Bases 1 to 1635 code for a protein of 544 amino acids. The record is from RefSeq and is a predicted model, not a curated record.